Messenger RNA from Venturia canescens, 1478 nucleotides. RefSeq names its product ceramide-1-phosphate transfer protein. Gene Ontology annotation, cellular component: cytoplasm. The record is from RefSeq and is a predicted model, not a curated record. Gene Ontology annotation, molecular function: lipid transfer activity. The coding region runs from base 369 to 1004 and encodes 211 amino acids. The transcript is spliced from 6 exons. Gene Ontology annotation, biological process: intermembrane lipid transfer. NCBI's taxonomy places the organism in Eukaryota, Metazoa, Arthropoda, Insecta, Hymenoptera, Ichneumonidae.
GAGACAGAGUUUUCUUCCGUACCGACGAAUGGCAUGCGCCACAUUGAUUUUCGUAGAUCGCGCCACAUGCUGGCCCAGCAAGUUCUUUGUUUGUAAUGGAAUUAACGGAAUAAGCCAGGCGCUGUCGUAGCCAUGACUAUGAGUGAUCAACAAUAACAUGGACUACGGUGCCUGUGCACGACAGGGCUGAAACGUUCUUCACAAAUAUGCUGAAUUCAUGUACUUGUCAGGUUAAUCCGUGUGCCAAGUUCGCCCCGAAGGCCUGAGCGAACGCGAUACGCGGCUUCUCGUGCGCAGACGCUAAGGCAAUAACAGCUGUUGUGGAAGAAAAGAGGCGAUGUUAAGGCGUCCUGACAGCAGUUUCAAAGAUGGCGGAAGGUACUGACACGAUGUUCUUCGAUCUGCGGACGGUUCACGAUCACUUUGAUCGAGCCCUUAUCCAGGAUGAUGACGUUAAUAUCAAAGCUUAUUUGGAAGCUUACAACGAACUUUACAAAUUUUUCCAGCUCAUGGGGAGUAUUUUCAGUUUCGUAUCAUCGGAUCUGAAACAAAAGAUCGACGUUCUCAAUGAGCUCGUGAAGAAAGAUGAGCAGAGUUAUGAAACGAUCAAAACGAUGAUUCAACACGAGAAAGAAAAUAAAUUGUUGGAGAAAUCAGAUUUUGUCAACGGUAGCAGAACAUUAUUGAGAUUACAUCGAGGUCUCGACUUUAUCAGAGAAUUUUUGAGGCAACUCGGUGACCUUGGCGAAGUUGAUAAAACUUCGAGUUGUUGUCAAGACGCUUAUGGCAAGACUCUCGCCAAACAUCACCCCUGGGUGAUAAGAACAGCUGCUUCCACUGCCAUGUACACAAUGCCAACUAAACAAGUGUUAUUCAAAAAGGUUUGUGGCGAAAACGUGCAACGAAACAUCGACGUAUUGCCCAAAAUGUUGGAAGUGACAGCUGACGUUUUCGACCGUACUCACAGCCUGUUCGAGCUCCACCAGUUGCAUUGUUUACCAUAAAAAAUUUUAGAGCAAAUUCUUGAUCACAUCAAUACGUACUGCCGAAGAAGCUUGUGAUUAACGUCGGACAGUAUUUUCUGAGUGGUUGAAAAGCCCAUAAAAACUUGCCUGCAUCCACAAAAAUAUAUCACCAAAAUGAUGCCUUCUUCGUGCUCGUAAAUGUGUGUUUGGCUUUUCAAUGCAUUUAUCACUAUGCUACCGCGAAGUAAUGCUUCGUAAAAAAAGGCCCCACGGCUUUAGCGGCGUUGAAACAUUCCGAGCUCGAGAAUAUUUUGAGCGCAUUUUAGGAAGCAAGAAGAAAAAAAUCGAAAAAUAUUCUAUGUGAAGAGUUUUGCACGUUUUUCAACAUUUUCUUCUAUGAUAUUCUUUUUCUAGUUUUCUGUGAUCUUUAAGUAUAAUUUAUGAAUUGUAUUAUUCUCUGCUACGAUUGUGAAGUUCAUAUUAAAGAAUAAAGAAAAUUUAUGGUAAAAAAUA